This is a messenger RNA of Botrytis fragariae, 270 nucleotides long. RefSeq lists its product as uncharacterized. The record is from RefSeq and is a predicted model, not a curated record. The transcript has 2 exons. NCBI's taxonomy places the organism in Eukaryota, Fungi, Ascomycota, Leotiomycetes, Helotiales, Sclerotiniaceae. Bases 1 to 270 code for a protein of 89 amino acids.
AUGCUUGACGCCCAGGCCCCUACAGGACACUGCUUAUGUAUUUGUAUACACAUAGCAGUAAUCUAUAACUUAUCAAUGGUCAUAGAAUCAACACUCUUCCCUGUGUGGGAUAGGGGAAUCGAGACUGUUUCCAAACGCGAGAUCUCAACUGCCCUUUCGACAAGACAAACCAAGGCUCUUUCCGCUUGUCAACAUUUAGCAAUCCGGAAGAUACCCAAGAAGAAGAUACGGAAAAUCGCCGUCUUCAGCCACCAUUCUAAUCAAGAGUGA